Malaclemys terrapin pileata is the source of this 4921-nucleotide messenger RNA. It is a transcript of the gene CNEP1R1, whose product is annotated as CTD nuclear envelope phosphatase 1 regulatory subunit 1. Gene Ontology annotation, cellular component: Nem1-Spo7 phosphatase complex; cytoplasm. The coding region runs from base 5 to 382 and encodes 125 amino acids. The record is from RefSeq and is a predicted model, not a curated record. The transcript is spliced from 7 exons. NCBI's taxonomy places the organism in Eukaryota, Metazoa, Chordata, Testudines, Emydidae.
CGCCAUGAAUUCGCUGGAGCAGGCGGAAGAUCUCAAGGCUUUUGAAAGAAGACUUACUGAAUAUAUUGCAUGUUUGCAACCAGCUACAGGACGUUGGAGAAUGAUUCUUAUAGUGGUAUCAGUCUGCACAGCAACUGGUGCUUGGAACUGGUUAAUAGAUCCUGAGACACAGAAGGUGUCCUUUUUCACAUCACUGUGGAAUCAUCCAUUCUUCACAAUUAGCUGUAUUACUCUAAUAGGCUUGUUCUUUGCUGGCAUACACAAAAGAGUGGUGGCACCAUCAAUCAUAGCAGCCCGAUGUCGAACAGUCUUGGCAGAGUAUAAUAUGUCCUGCGAUGAUACUGGAAAAUUAAUUUUGAAACCUAGGCCCCAUGUUCAAUAAUUGCGAUCUUCCUUCAACUCUAUCCACCGCCAUGGAAAUCAAAAAUGACCUUUUCUGAAGGUAGUGUGGCACAAAAAAGCCAAACAGGACUGGUUUUCAGUUGCCUAGGAGUGAGUCUUAUUUACAGUUGACAGUGAAAGUGUGCAAUAUUACUGUCUGGCAUAUUUGUCUAAAUUCUCUUUUGACUAUCCUCGUGUUAUCAGUGCUUUUGCUACCUUUGAUUACCUCUUUUUCAGUAUUACUGUCACUUUUGUUCUUCAAGUAGAGCAAAACAUGCAGGUGAAGUAUGUUAAUUGGUUACUAAGUUAAACUUGGAAACCAAACCUCGUUUGUUUUUUUAUAAUGUGUUUUUUGCAAACUACUGUAAAUAGCAAAUCAAUGCCAAUGUUAAGCAAAGAGUAAUACAUGCUGUGUGAAUUCUUGUUCUCAUGAACCAGUAUUUAAAGGGAUGCUUAUUUGCCAUUCCCAGAGCUUUUUAUUAAUUACAGUUGUCUUUUUCAUUCCUGGUUACAAUAUUUUUGGAAUCAGCAAACAAAAGAGACUUAAAAGAGAAAUCUAUGGUAUGGGGAAAAAGGUCUUAUUAUGUUUAAGAAUGUUGCAAGUAUGUUAAAGUAUCACUUGUCUAACUACAUGCAGUACUUCGGCCACUUUCACUGUGGUUAUCCUUAAUUCAGUGCUUUCAUCUAAUUCACAGUACAACCUGUUUUUAAUGAUUUUAACUUUUUAAAAACUCUUAAAUAUAUUUUCGUCUUUCAGAUUAUAAAAGUUCUGUACUGUAUCUGAAUUCCAUAAUCACACUGUUUUAAGAGUGGAUUUUAUGCUAUGAUAAUCUGGCCAUGAAACUAGUAUUGCAAAUAUUUAACUUUGGAUUCAAAUAAUUUGAUAACGGAAAUAUAUGAUCAGUGCCACAAAUAAAUUAAUAAAACUCUCUAAAGUGUUAAGAGAAACUAAGUGUGGCUGUUAUGUAUACACAGUACAAUAGUUCUUGAAAUAUUUACAAUAAUCAUAACAAUUUAAUUUUAAGUGUUCAAGGUGCCUUUUUACCUGUUUCAGAUUUUUUUAAAUUUAAUUGAGCAUAAGUCAGCAUAAAACACAAAGCUAUUGCCGGCACAGUAACCUCUCACUACAGAUAAGACUAGCAAGGCUGCCUCUUAAAGUGAGCAUAGUUUGACUUUCAUUUAUGUUAAAUUUUCACUCAAUUGAGGCAAUAAAAUCCUUUGCUCCUAAAGUCUCUUCCAGAGGUUUUGUACUUCUGUCCUUCCAUUGUUUUUAACUGAUGUAAAUUUUGUAGGUAAAUAUGUGCAUUAAAUAAAUACUUUAUAUAUAAUAGUAUGUUUGGGGGUUUUUUGUAUUGUAAAUUGACAAAUGUGCAGAUAUAGGUGACAAAAGCUAAACAGUUAUGUACUUUAGUUAUGAACAGCUGAAGACUCCAGUCACGGAAGUAUGGCUUUUGUUUUUUUGUGAAGUGUCAUGUUUGUUGUUCUGGAUAUUGAUGUCACCAAAAUAGGGACAGCAUGGAAAGCAGCAGCCCAUAGUCCCUCUACAAUAAUCCACCAGUCUACCUCAACCCUGUUCCAGGCACCUUCUCAUGCCUAGAGCAGGUAUUGUCUCUAUCUCCAUUCAGGGUUUGUCUACACUGGCAAUUAACAGUGCUGCAACUUUCUUGCUCAGGGGUGUGAAAAAACAGCCCUCAGAGCACAGCAAGUUGCAGCUCUGUAAAGCGUCCGUGUAGACAGUGCCCCAGCUCUGGGAGCUGCGCCCCUCGUUGAGAUGUGUUUUUUUUGUUUUUUUUUUUUUUUAGCACCGCUACCACACAAGCAACAUUAAAGUGCUGCUGCUUUAGAUGGAAACUACUUUUAGUCCCUUCCAAACUGGUCUGGAUUUGGACUAAUGAUCUACAGGUCAUCCAGCUUCCUUGUAAUGCCUAAAUCAGUGGCUCUCAACCUUUUCAGAAUGUUGUACCCCUUUCAGGAGUCUGAUUUGUCUUGUAUACCCCCAAGUUUCACCUCACUUAAAAACUACUUGCUUACCAAAUCAGACGUAAAAAUACAAAAGUGUCACAGCACAUUAUUACUGGAAAAUUAUUUCUCAUUUUUACCAUAUAAUUAUAAAAUAAAUCUGUUGGAAUAUAAAUAGUGUACUUACAUUUCAGUGUAUAAUAUGUAGCGCAGUAUAAACAAGUCAUUGAGCGACAUAAGUUAUACUGAUCUAAGCGCUAUGUCAGCGGGAGAGCUUAAGUGAGGUUUUUACCCAUGAAAGCUUAUGCCCAAAUAAAUCUGUUAGUUUUUAAGGUGCCACCAGACUCCUUGUUGUUUUUGUAGAUACAGACUAACACGGCUACCCCCUGAUACUUGAUAUCCUGCGCCACUGUAAGUGCUGUAGUGUAGACCAUAGCCAAGCUUAUACAGAGGUCUUCAGGUCUGGGAAAUGUCACAGCUAAAUACAGGUGGAACCGAUUGUUUAGCAUAAAUAGUUAGCACAUUCAAGGGCCAUUCAAGGUGAAGUGGCUUGUUAACACCGGUCCAGUCAUGGGAAGGGAGUGCAGAAAGGUAGGGGGGAGCCAGUUUUGGGGGUUGUUAGUGUUUGUUGUAAGAAGCCAUAAAUCCAGUGUCUCGGUUCAGUCCAUGAUUUUUAGCAUCUAGCAAAGUUAUGAAUUUAUCUCCCAGGUUCAUCGCUUGACAAUGUUGUGAAGGUUUCCAUUGAGGAUGAGGACUUGAUGGGUCAGUUACAGAGUGAUGGCUUUGUGAAAUGUUCAUCCACAGGUGAUUAAAGCUUUGUUUACACUACAGCUUAUGUCUGUAUAAUUUAUAUCAGUUGGGGGGUGUAUGAAUAAAUCACCCACCUUGAAUGACUAAGGCUAUGUCUACACUGGCAAUUGAAUGACAAAACUUUGUCUUUCAGAGGUGUUAACUCCCCCCUUCUCCCCCAAAGACAAAAGUUUUGCCACGACAAGCGCCAGUGUAAACAGCGCAUUGUCAGCAGGAGAGCAAACACAAAUGCCGCUCUUUGCGGGUGGAAGUUUUUUGUUGGCAGGAGCUGUGUAGUGUAGACAAAGCUCUGAGUCUACAUCUACGCUACGGGGGGGGGGUGGGGUGUCGAUUUAAGAUACGCAAAUUCAGCUAUGCGAAUAGCGUAGCUGAAUUCGACGUAUCGCAGCCGACUUACCCCGCUGUAGGGACGGCGGCAAAAUCUACCUCUGCAGCUUCCCGUCGACGGCGCUUACUCCCACCUCCGCUGGUGGAGUAAGAGCGUCGAUUCGGGGAUCGAUUGUCGCGUCCCGAUGGGACGCGAUAAAUCAAUCCCUGAGAGGUCGAUUUCUACCCGAUUCAGGUGGGUAGUGUAGACCCAGCCUGAGUUACACUGACAUAAGCACCGGUGUGGACAGCACUAUGUUGGUGGGAGAGCUUCUCCCGCUGACAUAGCUACAGCCGCUCAUGGGGACCACAGUAAAGUCGAUGGGAGGGCACUCGCCCAUUGGCUUAGAGCAGCUACAUUAGUGCAGCUGUAAAGUGCCCAAGGUGUUUUUUUGGUCGUUCAUCACUUUCCUGUGUGAAUUCAUUCAAGAGUUUACUGAUUGGUUUUGAUGAGAUACACCACUACGGGCCACUUGGCCUGGAAUGGCCCUUGAAAUGUGUUAACUACUUAUGUUAAACAAUCUGUUCCACCUUGUAUUUAGUGGUGACAUAGAAGGCAUGUCUACAUUUAAAACUGUUGGUGCAGCUGCACCACCGUAGCGCUUUAAUGGAGAUACUCCAGGUUGAUGGGAGAGAACUCUUGUUGCCAUAGUUAAUCCACCUCCUGGAGCAGCAGUAGCUAUGUCUGCAGGAGAAGCUCUCUUGUUGACAAAGCAUUGUCAAUAUGGGGGGUUAGUUAUACCAAGCUAUGUCGCUCAGGGGUGUGGAUUUUUCACAUGCCUGAGUGACAGUUAUACCAAUAUAGGUCGGUAGUGUAAACCAGAUCUGAGGAGGAGCGUUGUGUAAGUUCGACAGCUUGUCUCUCACGAAUAGAAGUUGGUCCAAUAAAAGAAGUUACCUCCCCCACCUUUUAUCUCUAAUAUCCUGGGACCAACCUGGCUACACCAACACUGCAUAUAACUAUGACAGAUAACUUUCACAAGGCUGCAAAAAAUAAAACCAGUGUGCCACAUGUAAAAGGCAAGGAUAAUAGUUCUGGAUAAUUUAGGAAGAAUCUGCCUAGGCUGUGUCAGAAUCUGGAUAUUUUUAUUUCCUAUUGGGUGCUGCUCCACGCUGUGGUUCCAGUGUUGGAUACAACACAAGGACAGUACUUUAAUAAUCUAAUAAAUACUUUUGAAUUAAUCUGCCUUUGCUGCUGUUGUACAGAAUUUUAAAGAAAAUACCCUCCUUUAAGUCCUGCCCUGGUCUCCAUUAUUCUAUAACAGCCCGUAGUAAAUAUGCAGCUAAGUGUUAGGGACAGAUUAAAAAAAGCAUCCAAAUAAUUUGUAUCUGAUGUUGCAAUGGUUUAUGUGCAUAUUUUGUAGCUGUAUUAUGUAGCAAACUGUCCAUUGAAUAAAAUAUCACA